AACAAGUAUUAAACAAAUACUGUCAUAGUCAACUAACAGGCAACAGCAUAGUGCGACCUUGACUUCAUAAAGAAUCCAGUCUGUGUUCGCCGGCCGGCGACCAAACUUGUUUUUCCGCCUUAUUUCCAUAGCGAACGUAAAUUAGAAUUACAAAAUCAAGAAGACACUUUUACUGUGAAACUCGAAGAAAACUAACGUGUCAGUAAUAAUGAAAUCCUUCAUAGAAUAUUCUGCAACAACAGAUUUUCCUAUAGAAAAUUUGCCUUAUGGUGUAUUCACGUCGCCUAAAAACGCCCAAAGACACAUCGGUGUUGCCAUUGGAGAAUGGAUACUAGAUCUGAAUACGAUCUCGCAUCUAUUUACCGGAGCGCUUUUGAAAGACAAACAACAUGUAUUUAAGGAAGAAAAGUUGAACGCGUUUAUGGGUUUGACAAAACCACAUUGGAUUGAAGCAAGGAAUACCAUUCAGAAACUUCUCGACGCUAAUAACACCAAAUUGAAAAAUGACAACGAACUACGACAAAAAGCUUUUAUCAAGCAGAGUGAUGCAACGAUGCAUAUGCCAGCAGAAAUCGGCGACUACACGGACUUUUACUCUUCUAUUCACCACGCCACCAACGUGGGCAUCAUGUUCAGGAGCAAGGAGAACGCUUUAAUGCCCAAUUGGAAAUAUUUGCCAGUCGGAUACCAUGGCCGAUCCAGCUCCAUCGUUAUAUCUGGAACUUCAAUCACAAGACCCAUGGGACAGACAUUGCCAGUCGAAGGAGCCGACCCUCAUUUCGGUCCAUGUCGUCUGAUGGACUUUGAACUGGAAAUGGCUUGCUUCAUUGGUGGACCCCCGACUGCCCUUGGAGAAAGGAUUACAGCCAAACAAGCUGAAGAUCGCAUUUUUGGAUUUGUCCUCAUGAACGAUUGGAGUGCUCGCGAUAUCCAAAAAUGGGAAUACAUACCACUGGGACCAUUCACAGCCAAAAACUUGGGCACGUCUAUAUCACCAUGGAUUGUGACAGUAGAAGCACUUCGCCCUUACAUUGUGGAUAACUACCCUCAAGAUCCAAUUCCGUUCCCUUACUUGCAGCAUGACGACAAAUUCAACUUUGAUAUUAAGCUAGAGGUGGACUUGAAGUCUGAGAAAUCAUCAGUGAUGACCACUAUAUGCCGAUCAAACUACCGCUUUCUGUAUUGGACAGCAAAGCAACAGCUGGCUCAACAAACUAUAACCGGCUGCAACUUGCGUCCUGGCGAUUUGUUAGGUUCUGGGACUAUUAGCGGUGACACAUCUGAUUCAUAUGGGAGCAUGCUCGAACUUAGCUGGAAAGGUACAAAACCUCUUCGCUUGCAAAAUGGUGAAGAGAGAAAAUUCCUACAAGAUGGAGACACUGUUAUACUCCGAGGUUAUUGUGUUAAUGAGCUGGGUGUCCGAAUCGGUUUUGGAAAAUGUGAAGGAAAACUUCUGCCAGCCUUGCCUUACAAAGAAUAAAUUAUGAUUUUUCAAAUCAAUACAAGAUUUUCACCAUUGUGAUUUAGUUUUCCUCACCUUGUGUCACAGCCAAGUGUGUUUUUAAUGCAAAUUUUUUUUAGAUUGUCAUAAAUAAACAUUUAGUUUUGUU
Vanessa tameamea is the source of this 1610-nucleotide messenger RNA. RefSeq names its product fumarylacetoacetase (gene Faa). The record is from RefSeq and is a predicted model, not a curated record. Lineage: Eukaryota; Metazoa; Arthropoda; Insecta; Lepidoptera; Nymphalidae. The transcript is spliced from 9 exons. Gene Ontology annotation, molecular function: fumarylacetoacetase activity. Gene Ontology annotation, biological process: L-phenylalanine catabolic process; homogentisate catabolic process; L-tyrosine catabolic process. Bases 209 to 1480 code for a protein of 423 amino acids.